AUGGCUGCCGACGAUGACCGAGAAGCCAAACGUCCAAGGCGCACGUACCGCGCCUGUUGGCCGUGCCGAGGCAGAAAGCUCAAGUGUUCGUUUGGCGCAGACCCCAACCGGCCUUGGGAUGGACCAUGCGAGCGCUGUUUGCGUGAACAGCGAGAAUGUCUGCGCGCCAAGCCCACUUUUGUGAAGGAUCCAGUACCGAGGAAGUCGGACCUCGGCGAGGGUGUGUCUCAGCAGUCGACUCCCCAGCCCACCACCACCCGCACCACUGUCAACAACGCUAAAGCCUCCACCUCUGUGCGACCCACUGCGCCCACUCGCACAAGCUCCAAUUCCCAGAGCCAUACUGGAGGGUUCAACCACGACGUCGACGAUGGUGAUGACCCCCAGGGCUCGCCAUCGAGCGACGACGAGGAGCAGCGCGACAGCGGCAACAAGCUCGUGUCGUCCCAUCUCCAGAACCCUUCAGACGCGCUACGCCUGCUCGCAUCAGCGUCAAGUCUGCAGUACCGUGCUGGCCCCAGUCAUGCUACCCAGCCCAAGCCGAAGGACCCUCCACGGUCCAAGCAAUGGCUGGGCAACAAUGCUGCAAUGUGGGGCCGGUGGUCGCCUAUCCGGCAGGGCUGCCUGACUGUCCAAGACGCUAGAGCCUUGUUCAGCUUCUUUGAGCUGGAGAUGGCUCCGCUGUACUCUCUUCUCCACCCAUCCAUUUUCGAGCCGCAAUACCUCGAGACCCUCGUCAAGUCAGAAUCGUUGCUUCUUGGCAGCAUCAUCGUCAUUGCUGCGCGUUACUCCAAGGUCCUGUCGGACAACCGUGGUGCAAUCGUCCACAACAAGCUCUCCGUGUGGGUCCGCCAGCGUAUCCUGGGUGUCAUCGACGGCGAUCCACUCCUCCGCACAAUCUCGUCUGUCGAAGCGUUCCUCCUGCUCUCGGAAUGGCCCAUGCUUCCCGUCCCGACGUUCAACGAGCACGAUACGACAGACGACGACGACGCUCCACCCGAGGAAGCACUCCUCCUCAAGCCCAGUACCCGAUACGAUGCCUACUCAUGGGCGUACAUGGGUAUCGCGGUGCGACUCGCCCAGGAACUGGGCAUCCACGACAUUGCCAGCCUGUCGCAGACGAACACCGAGAACUCGUGGAAACAGAACCGAAUGCUGAAGACGUGGAUCCACUGCUACAAUGCGGAUAGACACAUUGCCAUUCGCUUGGGACGAAACGCAGUCUUGCACGAAGCCAUGAACUCGCGGUGGUGGGAGACGUUUUCGUCAGUCACAUGGACGGACGGACGCACGCCACUCACGCGCGAUCUGUGGACCUCGGACGCGUUCACGUUGGGGUCUCUUGCCCAACUGCUGGGUACCAUCCAGGACCAUCUCUACCCCAACAAGGACGUGACCCGCAGCUUGCUCAAUUCGGGCGCAUGGGAGUCUUUCCUUCGCAGUCUGCGAUUCGAGAUCCGAUACUCGAAACGUGCAUGCCAGAACAAGCUCAACGACGGCAGCGUCGCGGCGGCCCUCCUGCGCAUCGAGUUUGACUAUACAGUCUUGUACGCCUACUCGCUCGCGCUCCGCGCACUCCAGGGCAAGCUCCGCCGCCGCCGCCUGGCAGGCGACCUGCACUACCACUCACCGUCGUUGAUGAACAUGGUGGAAGGGCCCUGGGUUAUGGACGCACUGGUGGCUGCGCGUUCCAUUGUGGAAGUUGCCCUCAGCGUGCUGGAGGAACGGAACAUUCUGCGAUACUGCCCGUCUCGUAUUUUCCAAUACAUCCUGUUCGCCACCACAUUCCUGUACAAGGCCCUGGCGGCCGGAAUGGUCGAGUUUGGCGAGCACAAUGUCGCUGGCAUGCUCGAAAAGCUCGUCAGCGCCCUGCGCAACGCGGCGAUUGACGACGAGCACUUCCUGCACGGUUUCGCGAUCCUUCUCAAACGCCUGGGCAAACACUGGCGCCCGCAGGACCGUACCUCGACAUCCAUCUUCAACCGCCCGGCGGCAGAGCGGCCUGAGAACGCCGACGACUGCCGCGCCAAGGCCUUCCUGGGGUCCGAAGCCCAAAUGUCACUCGCUUCCAACCCGGCCCUACCCCCCAUGGGUCCGACCCAUGACAGCACCGUUGGCCCCACCACCACCAGCCUCCCCGACCUCCAGUCGUUCCAGUUUGACAUUCCAGGCGUCGACUGGGCCAACCAUUCGCUGUCUGGCGGCGCCACGUCAAUGACGUUCAACGACCCGCGCGCCGACGACCUCAUGUGGAACUUUGACCCCACGUUCCAGAUGCCCGCCGCGGACCACGAGCAGGAUAUCCUGUUCCAGAGUAUCUGGGACAACACCCAGACGGACGCGAGUCUGGGCGCCUCCAACCUGUACGCGACGCUGCUGGGCGACACACUGUCCUUCCCAGAAGGGUUUGAGGCCAUGUGA
This is a messenger RNA of Apiotrichum porosum, 2421 nucleotides long. RefSeq lists its product as uncharacterized. The coding region runs from base 1 to 2421 and encodes 806 amino acids. Gene Ontology annotation, molecular function: DNA-binding transcription factor activity, RNA polymerase II-specific; zinc ion binding; DNA binding. The transcript is spliced from 7 exons. The record is from RefSeq and is a predicted model, not a curated record. Gene Ontology annotation, biological process: regulation of DNA-templated transcription; DNA-templated transcription. Lineage: Eukaryota; Fungi; Basidiomycota; Tremellomycetes; Trichosporonales; Trichosporonaceae. Gene Ontology annotation, cellular component: nucleus.